UUGCUAAAUAUGAUAACUAGAUAGCCAAUAAAAUUACAAAAAAAUAUUUAAAUAGUAAAAAAUAUGUUAAUUUAACGUGUUAAAAUUUAAAAAUAAAUUUUAAUUAUGACAUGUAUUUUAACAUUUAUAUAAAUAUAAAUCAUAGCCUUAAUAUAAAUAAUUUAACAACUUAAAUUAGAAAAAAAUAAAAAUCUCGGGCGUAGCCCGGAUUAAUCCCUAGUACUUUAGAGGGCUGGCUAUAGACGGCCAAGGGGUGAUCCCAUUGAUCAGUCAUUGACUAAUCUCACGUAAUCUGUGAUGAGAAUGUAAGGUAAGCGUCAAGGGCUUUGAAACUUUUUUUUCGGUCAAAUGUCCAGCCCAUAGACUAAUUAAAAUACAUCAACAAAUAAUAAUAAAAUAAUAAACGAGUAUAUGCUCCUUUCUACUAUAAUGUUUUUCCACAACGGUUUCUAGAAUCUCUCUUUGCCCUUAAUAACUACGAACAAGAAAAUUCAGACUUCGUGAGUAGUAAUUUUCUUUGUUCUUCAAUUUUCUGUCGAUUGAAUUAAUCAGAAGAUCUGGCAAACAUGACAGCUUCUGAGCUUGAUAUAUCCACUUCAAUCAGCUGUAGCCUGUAUGCUCGGUUAAUUGCUAGUUACAAGAUUGUUAAGCUAGAUGUCAUCGGUUUAUAUUAGAUUAACAAUUUUAAAGUUAUAAAAUUAUAUUACAGAUCCUACAAAUAUGUUCAUUUCAACUCGGGACUCGGGUAUCUCUCAUAGGAUUAAAAUGUAAUAUGUUCUAGAAACUCAGAAAUGAGAAAAAGAAGAACAUUUCGAAUUUUCUAGUAAAAUCGUAAUUUUAGUCAAGGUAGAGCUCUGCACACUCCACAACUCUAGAAGCUAAACUAGUUAUUGCCUUUUGUUUUCGUCACCUCACCUCACGAAUGACAUAUUUGACUAUUUAAUUUUCGGUCCCCCUCUAAAGAUAUUAGUUAAUUUGCAACAUAUAUCCGAAUACGAUCUCAAUCAAUUGUCUGCGUUUUUUCGUAUUAAGUUUACUUCAAGAAAACUAGACAUCAAAUGGAUAACUAUCUAACCAUUAGCGUUUUGAAGCGUCUAUAUUAUUCUUGUUAAUUAAUAACCCCAGAAAGUAUACGAGUUAAUAGAAGAGAGAAUAUAUAUGGACAGUGAUCUAUUAUUAUCAACGUUCUUUUGUAUCUCUACCCCAUGCAAUAACUUAACGUAACAUAGGCUAUUAUAAUUCAUAGUCGCACUUAUUCUCUUUUCUUUUUCUUUUUUUUUUUGCUAAACAUUUUGUCAAACUUGUUGACAGUUGACGCCAUAGCCAGCUAGACGUUUAGUCGGUAGAAGUUUAUUGUGAUGGAAUAGCCAUAAUCUGUCAACUAUCUUGAUAUAUUAGAAGAAAUCUAUGUUAUCACUUAUCAGUAUUGAUCUAGCAAUGUAACGAACUAACGAAUAUGUGUCACUGUUUCACUCAAAAACGACAAUAACAGUUUAUAUGUUAUGUCCAUCGCCGCGUUGAUAAAUAUAUGUAUCCGGACUGAAUCCAGACCUGUUUUUUAGUCGAUUCAAAUUCAGAUUUUCGGGUCUCUAUAAAAUGUCUAGUCUAGCGAAAACACAAGGAAACUUGGGAAAAGUCCAAAUUGCAUACUCUUAAAGAUAAUCAACCAGGCACUAAAUUUAGAAUUGGCUGGGCCGGGCCUGUGAAAAUGCAUUGAUUUUGUGGCAUGAUUGAUUACCACAAACAUUUGGUUUCCGUAUCCAAUCAACUAUGAGAUUUCAUCAUAAUUGAUGUUGAUGUUCAAUAAAACAUGCGAUGAUUUUACGAGACAAUAUAGAUGACGUGCAUUUGCAUCCAUCGCCGAAUUAGAACUCAACAGGUUGGCAUGUUGAAAAUAAGGCAAAUAAGGUUGUACAGAUACAACAUUUCAAAUGGUGAUAAUGUAUAUAUGGAAACACACAUGAAGCAAUGAAAUUGUGACAAAUAACGUAUACGUUAAAGGCGUACGUUGUUUUAUAAUUGACGUUUUGUUCAUGCUUUACUAAUCAUCCCUUCUAAUCUUAGUGGAUCAUACAGUGGCAGCUCUAAAUCACUGUUUUUUUUUGUUUCUUCUUCGCAAAAGUCUCAAAAUAGUAGUAUUCUUUGUUAUUCAUUGAAUCAUCACUUGUCAUGUGAAUAUGAUUUGAUUGAUUAAUGAUUACAUGUUUGAUGUUGCCACGCUUGCAGUGAAAGAUUCAUGAAUAAAAUGUGCACAUUCCCUUGAACUAUUUGAUAGAUUCCAUCACCAGAUUAACAUACGUUCAUGCAUGUACCAUUGUCAAGAAUGGCGUAUCUUGUUUUUCUUUUUCUUUUGCUUAAGCCAUCUUCAAUCAGGACACCAAAACACUAAAUUUGGUGUAAUUUCAUCUCGAACAAAACACUAAAUUUGACAUCAUCUCACCAAAUUUGGUGAAAUGUAAAUAGUAUUACACUAAAUUUAGUGUAAUACUAUUUAUCACACCAAAUUUUUAAAAUACAUAUUUUAUUUAAUAAUAUAGUUCCAUUGCUAUCAAAUUUUUCAUUAAACAUAAAUAUAUUAUGUGAUUUGUAUUUUUAAUUGAUUUUCACAUGAUUAAAAAAAAUUAAUUUUUUUUUUCAAAAUAAAUCACUAAAUGAUUAUUAUUAUUUAUCACUUAGAAAUAAUGAAAUGUAAAUAAUAAUCUAAUUGUGAAAAAAAUAAUUAUUUAUCCAUUACAAAUAAUAAAAAUAUAGAACUUUAAAAACUGAAAACAUCAAAUAAUAUAUAAUAUUACAUUUGGUGUAAAAUUUGGUGUCUUUGUAGGAAAUGACAAAAAGAUCGUGACACCAAAACACUAAAUUUAGUGUAGUUUCUAGACCAACUUUGGUGUCAUUGUUAGAGAUGUCCUAAGAAACUACUUGUUUGAUUUGCAUAUUGAUAUAUAUUGUCGGACUUGUGCACUAACACGGAUAAACAUGUGUUUUUUGUUUGAUAUAUUCCGUCGAUUGAUCGGCCAAAUGACAAUAAAUUUAGUAGUGACUGUAGUAUUCUAGUGUAAUUUUUUUCUCAAAAAAUCAGUAGAUUACAUAAUCUAAAUUUGAAAUAUUUUCCGACUAAUAUCAAUAGGUAACCAGAUCAUCUAUCAUAACAUUAUCUAAUUGUUUAGGCUGAAACUCAAAUCUAAACUUUUCACAUAAUUGUAAUUUUGUUUAAUGAAAGUCCAAACCUCUAAGAAAAUAUUGUAUCACAUUUUCAAGUCCUGUCUACCGCUUGACUACGUACAGAAGGCAGAUAUAACAUACAAAUCAUCAUACUAUAUCAAACUCUAUAAGCUCAAAACAAAUGUACUUAUAGAAAUAUAAAAUUAUGCCAUCAAGUCAUAUAAUCAUUUUUAAUGAUAUGUGUUAGUGAUCCGCAUCGAAAUUGUGAAGAAACCAACAUUAGAAUAUGAAUGAUAUAUGCCUCUUUACUCAGUGACAUAACAUUUAGUUUUGAUUUAAAGCUUAUUACGGUUCUUGAAAACAUUUGAACCAAAUAUUGUUCUAUAUCUAUCCAUAUAAACAAGUGUUUCAUAAAUCAUAAUGCUGAAUGGUUGCUAGGACGACUCGAUCGUUUACCUUUGACUACAACUCUAUCUAUCAUUGAUCAUCCAUUGAAAAAUGGCAUUUAGUAAAAAUGCAAGUUAUAAUAAUAAUCUCGUCUCAAUAUUUUUUUUUAAAAAAAAACUCAAAAGAAUACGAUCGUAAAUCAAACAUAUAUAUAAAUUGAUACGCAUUUGUUUGACCGUACGUACUAACUUCUUCAUAUUUGCUUUAUCAUUUGUAAUUAUAUGUAAUCUAGUAUAAAUAAACCCCUUCAUAUUUGCUUUAUCAUUGUAAUUGUAUGUAAUCUAGUAAUACACUUCUUCAUAUUUGCUUUAUCAUUUCUAGCUAUAUGUAAUCUAGUAAUAAACUGCUUCAUAUUUUCUUAUCAUUUGCAAUUAUAUGUAGUCUAGUAAUAAUGAUAUUAAGCGAGUGCAAAAAUGUUUUUAUGUGAUCCCACUAAACUAAUUGUAUGUGAUGAUCCGAUCUUAUCUUGCCAUGUAAUUACUUUUAACAUUUAAAGACUAAUUGUAAUAGCUAUUGUCACUUUCUUGCAUAUUAGAAAAUUUCUGACUUGAGUUUUAUAGUUAGUGACCGAUCGGUCAUGUACGAAGACAAAAACAGUAAAACCUAGCUAGGAAACCAAUACAUAUUCAAAAAAGGGACGGAGCUACAUAGAAUAAUAAAUAGAGAUAACCGAAGUCAACUAUACAUAGAAGUCGCCAAUACAUGUCGGAAUGUAAUCUGAAACUUGAUUUAUGUAAGGAAAACACCAUAGUCCAUAGAUUUCUUUGAAUAGAUCACUUGAGUUUAAUGGGGCCAUUAGAAGAAUUUUGAGAAGCUCUAAACCUUUGACUAUGGACAAAGUCAAAAGUAUGGUGGCCCAAUGUAUGGUCCAAUGAUUCUUCCACUUGUGUCCCUUCUCAACACUGAUCCCCUUCAAAGUUCAAACCAUCCUUUUCACCUUUGUUGUCCCUUCCCACAAUAUUUUCCAUUACAAGCUGAGAUUGAUCGUUGAAUAAAAGAAAAAAGAUACAGUUAUCAUAGUAAGCUAAUUAAUAUAAAUACUACUCAGUAGCAUAUGUUUCUACACAAUUAAAGCCUUUUUGGGUUUUGUUUCUACACAACUAAAGCCUUGCCUUUUUUUGUUUUCCUCUUUUAAAAAAAAAAGAGUGUACAUGGUAAAAAAAUGUGUACAUGGUAAAUAAUAUCGUUUUUUUUAAUAGAAAUCAAAAGUUUUACUAUUUCUAUCAAUCAUCUUUUGUAAUUAACGUAAACGCAAACAUAAGUGUCUACAUGCGAACAAAAACGUAUUCAUUCUCAUUGUAGACCUAUGCUUAGCAAGUAAACGCAAACAAAAGAAUUACUACAUUUACUCGAGUGAUCCAUAAACAACGAAAAUCACUUUUUCUUUACCCAUUUUCUGACGAGCCGGAACUAUAGCUUUUAUUCUCUGUUGUCAUGGACUCAUAGUUCGUUUUCUUUUGUCAUCAAGACUCAUAGUUCGUAUAUAUAUGUUUGUUUCCAUGUUAUUUAAAGAAAAAUAUGUAUGUUAAAUAAACCAAAAUAGUUACGAUUUAUAAACAUGUAGCUUUAGAAGACCACCGUAUAUGUUUUUUUUUUGAGCAACUAGAAGACCACCGUAUAGCUUAUGCUCAGGACCGAGUUUUGUAUUGUCAAUAAACUUUUUGUUUAGGCACCAAACUUUUUUCGGGUGGCUUCGAAAACUAGGUGAUCGCUGAUGAAUAAGAAAGAGGUCACCUUGUAGUUGCUUGCUUAUGAAAAUUUAUAAUUCAUAUAAAAGUUUAAUCUCUUUUUUAUUUACAGUGAAAGAAACGAGUAGAUGUGUUAGGGCAUCUGCAGCGUAAGUUUAUAAGAUGUGAACUCUAUGAUGUGAAACUAUCAUUGAAGACCAACACAGCCGGAAUUGCUUGGAUCAUUGAAGACCCCCCCGAUCCAUCGACUCGCGGGGAACGAUGAUUCAUCAAAACGUCUCCUCUCCUCUUGUGGCUGAAGCUCUAGCGGUGAGGAAAGCUCUCCAGACGGCGUCCUCCUUGAACGUGAUACACCUUCGAAUGUUCUCCGACAACCAAACCCUGAUCAGGGCCAUCAACGACAACGUUUCAAGAAAGAGAUCUAUGGCAUCUUGAAUGAUAUCGAAGCUUUCAUUUUUCUGUUUGUCGAUCUAUACUUUUUCUAUCUUUCAAGGGCUGAGAAUGGGCAGGCUGAUGCCUUAGCCAAAUACAUUCUCAGAAACUCAAACCAUGUAAUGGGCCAGCCUAUGGGCUAAACCCCUAUUUUCCUUUUUAGUAAUGCAAAUUUCGUUGAUCCAAAAAAAAAAAAAGAAGUGAAACUAUCACUGGCUCAUUUUUAUUUUUGUUAUUUAAAGGUUUACAUAUAUAAUUAAAUAACAAUAAAUAUAAUAAUAAAAUACCUAAAUGGGCAUUUAACCACCAAUGAUGCUCUUAGGUUUCUUUACUAUUUCAUUAUCAAGAAAAUAGUAGCAAUACAAAUACUUAUGAUUGUAGCAGGUUCUGCGAAUAAUAUUUUAUGUAAGUCAAUAAUUUUCUACAAAUCAAAUGAUGUCUCUAAUUUUUUUUUUUUUUCAACGUAUGUCACUCGCCCUCCGGUUUUUGGUUGACCGGUCUUUAAGUUGUUUGGUUUGGUUUAAUAUUACUUUCUUUUUUAUUAAUUUUUCCUACAUUUAUAUUAAUUUCCGCUGUUUUGUAUUUUUGCUAAAAACUGAUUUGUAAUUUUAAAACAAAACUCAAAAAAUUAAUAUGAAGAAUUGAAGACUAAAAAAACCUAUGCUAGCAGGUUGGUGUACAACAUUUUCAAUCCAAUCAUUAAUUGGCUAAUAACUAAAAAAUAAGAAGUUAUAAAACGAUUUGAAAAAUUGGAUAUAAAAUUUAAUCAAUUUUUUUUUCUUCGUCAUGCUGACCAUUGUGGUCAGCAGGAUACAUAUUGAACUAUAAUUAUCAAUAAUUACAACAAAUGUUUUAAUAGUUUAGAAGUCGUUAUAGGCGCUCGCUGUAUAGGAGCAGCCGUGAUAAAGAGCCGUCUUGAUAAUAUACGUCUUUCUUACAUUAGUACAAUCCCUACAAAUCACACACAAUUUUUUAUGUUUAACACACAUCAUUUUCUACAUUUUCAAACCCUGCAAAUCACAAUUUCUUAUUUUAAAGACAUCAAUACACUUCCGAUAUAAAACUAAAAUACUUUUUUAAUAGAGAUUUGAUAAUUAUGAAAUAGUUUCCAUUAUAUACAACCACUCAAACUAGCUACUUCAAAAACUUGAAUGAUUUCCUAUUUAUUUAUGAGAUAUUCACAAGUUAGCCAACAAUUCAUGCAUAAUUGCAUAUAUGUCAACAAGCUAUUAUAUUACUCCGGCUGACAUUAUUAUAUAUCAUUACAAUAUAUAAAUCUUAUAUACUACAGUACGACAUUACUUAUGACAUCUUACCUACUACCAAAUACUAUAUGUACAUGGUUAGAUGCACAUGCACAUAUAUAAGAAACAUCACUUUAAAAUAUUAAAGUUUAUGUCAAAUUUUUUUUUUUAUGUCAGAUUACCUAUUGCUUAUCGGAUUCGACGCUUUUUGUUUUCUUUCACUAAAAAGUAAUUAAUAUUCGUCUUAUAGUUGUGUUUAUAUAAGGUGUUAGAUGAUCACCAGCUCCUUAUUUGGAUUUGAAUAUUUGGUCAUUAGAAAACCAUUAAUUAGUCCUUAUUGGUUUAUUUUUGUGAUUCAAGCAAUCAUCUAGUUGAAUAUAGGGCCACAUUAUAUACAGUCCUGAAUCAAGCAUGACGUUUUAUAUAUUAGUUAAAUGCCACGGACCGCAUGUACGAAUACGAACCUCCGUGAUAACCUAUCGCUUGCGUAAUGAUCUAGGUAUAUAAAUAAUAAGUGGUGCCAUAUUUAUUCAUUUAUAGACUCCAAAGACAUGAAUCACGUAACCACGAUUUGCGACGAGAUAUAUGCAUUUUUAUUAUCAUAAUAUUUAAAGUGCAAUUCUCUCCGCCAAGAAAUACCCCACUAUUAGAAGUCAACACAGACAAAAAAAAAUCGAAAAAAUAAUAAUAUAAAAGUCAAUAACUCGCCAGUUCUCAUCUUACUAUAUUCUUAUAUAUAUAUGCUAAUCUAAUCUUGAUAUAGAAUCACCAACCAUCUUCUUCUCCUAGUUUCUUCAUCUUCACAAUCUUAACUCUUGUACAUAUAUCUUAAGAGCUUCCGUGGACAAAAAAAAUUAUAUAUGUAAAAAAAUGCUGGGAAAAAGAAUAGCUUCUUUCAAGAAUCUAGCCAAGAAAGUGAAGAGCAUUAACACGAGAGAAGGCGGCUCCGAGUCAACUCAGAGCAUGUCUCUUCUGAUGGGUGAGGCGGAAGACACGUCUCCGGCGGCAACAAAGACGCCUACGGGAACGUUUGCGGUGUACGUAGGGGAAGAGCGCGUGAGGCGGGUAGUGCCGACGAGCUAUUUAAAGCAUCCUCUCUUCAGGAUGCUCCUCGACAAGUCACAUGACGAGUUACACUGUCUCCAGCAGAAGGUUAUGUUGGUUAUCCCUUGUAGCCUCUCUGUCUUUCAAGAUGUCGUUAACGCCAUCGAGUCUUGUCACGGCAACUUCGAUUUCGGAGAUUUUGUGGAGGAGUUUCUUUGAUUUUAAUUAAUCCAAAGAACAUUUUCAAGACGUCGUUAACGUUCUUGUUGAUCAUUUUGUUUUCGUUUUGAUAUAAAAAUAGAUUAUUGCUUAGGUCUUUUUAGGAAAAUAUAUAAUCGUUUAUGGGACUGAUAGUGAAAUUUGUGAUUGUAUACAUUAAUCCAACACCCCUUUCGUUGCGUGGUGUGGAAUUAUUUUUUAUCGUGGAAAUAAUUGUAUUCAUAUAUCAAUACAUAAUUAUCUCUUGUUUUGGGCAUA
Brassica rapa (field mustard) is the source of this 8491-nucleotide messenger RNA. Its product is annotated as auxin-induced protein 15A. The record is from RefSeq and is a predicted model, not a curated record. Lineage: Eukaryota; Viridiplantae; Streptophyta; Magnoliopsida; Brassicales; Brassicaceae. Gene Ontology annotation, biological process: response to auxin.